Oreochromis aureus is the source of this 1829-nucleotide messenger RNA. RefSeq names its product voltage-dependent calcium channel gamma-4 subunit. Gene Ontology annotation, molecular function: channel regulator activity; voltage-gated calcium channel activity. The coding region runs from base 296 to 1300 and encodes 334 amino acids. The transcript is spliced from 4 exons. The record is from RefSeq and is a predicted model, not a curated record. NCBI's taxonomy places the organism in Eukaryota, Metazoa, Chordata, Actinopteri, Cichliformes, Cichlidae. Gene Ontology annotation, cellular component: AMPA glutamate receptor complex; voltage-gated calcium channel complex; postsynaptic density membrane. Gene Ontology annotation, biological process: postsynaptic neurotransmitter receptor diffusion trapping; calcium ion transmembrane transport; neurotransmitter receptor internalization.
UGUUCGAGGAAUUUUUCUCUUCUUCUUUUUUGUGUGUUUUGUGUUAAAUUUCCACCUGUGGCAGGAUUGAAGACAUCACCAGCUCACUGUAAGGAAUUAAACGAAAGCUGUGGUCGAUCAAUCUCUGCAACUUGGUUUGAAGUCCGAUUGAAGUUUGGGAGAAAGUGGAGCAUUAAUUAAGCAAAACGAGGAUCGACACGCGAGUCCUUUCCCCCCCAAGCCAUGAUCACUGGUACCGUGCGCUCCUCGCGGUGUGCGUAAGCUGCUGUGGAGAAUCUUCACAUUAUGAGACGCCAUGGCAUGGUGUGACCGAGGGGUUCAGACUUUGCUGGCUAUUGUGGGGGCCUUCGCCGCCUUUAGCCUCAUGACCAUCGCCAUCGGCACCGACUACUGGCUUUAUUCCCGAGCCUAUAUUUGCAAUGCAACUAAUGCCACAACCGACGAAACCCAGAUGCAAACCAAGAAAGUCAAAGGGGACCUGACGCACUCCGGGCUGUGGAGGAUUUGCUGCAUCGAAGGUAUCAACAAAGGAAGCUGUUUUCGGAUCAAUCAUUUUCCAGAGGAUAACGACUACGAUACAGACAGCUCAGAGUACAUCUUACGUAUAGUUCGUGCAUCAAGCCUGUUUCCAAUUCUCAGCACCAUCCUUCUGAUGUUGGGUGGCCUGUGUGUUGGAAUUGGACGCAUCUACAGCAGCAAGAACAACAUCCUGCUCAGUGCAGGCAUCCUGUUUGUAGCUGCAGGCCUGAGCAACAUCAUUGGCAUCAUCGUCUACAUCUCCAGCAAUGCCGGCGACCCGAGCGACAAGAAAGAUGAGGACAAGAAGAACCAGUACAGCUAUGGUUGGUCUUUCUACUUCGGUGCCCUCUCCUUCAUUGUAGCAGAGUCAGUGGGCGUUCUUGCAGUCAACAUUUAUAUUGAGAAAAACAAAGAGACGCGCUUCCGAUCCAAACGUGACUUCAUCAAAACCACCUCAUCCUCUUCGCCGUACUCUCGCAUACCAAGUUACCGCUACAGGCGGAGGCGAUCGCGUUCCAGUUCCAGGUCAAGUGACCCAUCUCGUGAGCCCUCCCCAGUGGGAAUGAAGAUUGGCGGAGGAAUUGGAGGGGGACCAGGGCUGGGGCUGAAUUUGCCAGUAGGCGGUAUAUCCCUUUAUUCCCUGAGCAGGGACCCUUUGAAGGGUGGAAGUGGUACUGCAGGGCCCUACAGCCCAGAGCGGGACUCCAGGUUUUUACAAGUCCACAACUGCUUCCAGAAAGAUGUGAAGGAUGGAGGAAACAGGAGAACCACUCCAGUAUGAGGUCAGGAGUGUAUCCAACAUUAAACUUGAUGGUACACAUUAGAUGUUUACAGUUGAUGAGAAAGGGUAUUUUCUCCCCAGGACUGUUUUUGGCAGCAGCAGCAAUGAAAGGUCCAAGUUUAGAGUUGCUUUUCUCACAUCCCUCUUUGACAGAAAAACACCAGUAUUUCAUUUGGUGAGAGAGAAAAAUGACUUUUAAUGAUUGUGGUUGCCACAAUUUUGUAGCAAUAGUUGAAGAGUUUGGUUUUUGAAAAAUAUAAUGCUUAAAAUCUGGAAGGAAUAUUCUGCUCUUACAGAAAGAAAUGUGCCCGUCCUAGUAUUCUGUAAAGGUAGUCAUUUAUGACAACGCCUUGAACCUUUAGUCAUGUUUUUCUUCUAGGAACUCAGAAAAGGAAUUCCUUUGAUGAAGAUGAAAAUAACCCACCAAACUUGUUUGCUAAAGUGAUCUAUGUAACCGUUUGCUAUCCGAAUAUAAUCGUAUUGUAUUUGUUUGUACCUUAACACAAAUGGUGCUAACUCAAUCUGUACA